Lachancea nothofagi CBS 11611 is the source of this 1026-nucleotide messenger RNA. The record is from the annotation of a GenBank genome assembly. NCBI's taxonomy places the organism in Eukaryota, Fungi, Ascomycota, Saccharomycetes, Saccharomycetales, Saccharomycetaceae.
AUGUCUACAAGCACUGAAAUUGCAGCCAAACCAUACAUACACGAUUAUGGUGCCAGACUCAGCGAGGGCGUCACAUAUCUAAAAGAGUCACGAUCCCUUUUUUGGGUAGACAUAUUUUUGAGUGAAAUACACUUGGUCACCAACAUCGAUGAUCCUAAAGCUACUCAUAAGGUCGUCAAGAUCAGUAUUGACAACUACAUCGGGGUGUAUCCAUUCUCUUCAGAACUUCCAGAACGGGUCGGGGCUGUUUUUCCGCUUGAUUCGCCGGAGGGCGUGAAAGAAGCAUUCUUCGGAGGUAAAUACGGCAUUUGUCGUCUCUCUCUUCUUUCGUGUAAGUGGCAGUACGAAGUUUUGUACUCAUCAUGCUCACAAGUGUCGGGAAAGGAUUGGGCCCGUCUUAGAUCUAACGACGGCAACGUAGCAACCAAUGGGGAUAUUUACAUCGGAAUAAUGAAUGACUUUCAUGUGGGUGUCGACACCGAAAAGGAGGCCGAGGGUUGCAUUUUCCGCGUCAAUGUAAAGCAGAAGAGCAUCGAUCUAGUAAUGGACAACGUUUACAUUCCAAACAGCAUCAACUGGAAUCCUGCGGAUGACACAAUGUAUGUGACAGAUUCUUUGGCAUUCAAAGUUUGGCAGCUCCCUUACCACAAUGGCAACCCUAGGGUUUCUGAUAAGACCCAGUUUAUAGAUUUUGUCCCCAUAAACAAGGGUUUCGACAGUCCUGAACCAGACGGGUCAGUGAUCGACUCUCGUGACGGAUUUUUUUACAGUGCAGUCUUCGGCUCGCACAAGGUUCAGAUUUUUGAUACCAAAGGUCAAUUGCACCGAGAAUUGCUGUUUCCGGAUACUCCAAACGUUACGUGCUGCUGCAUUGGAGCCGGAGGCGAUCUGUUUGUCACUACAGCUUCGCUGGAUGUAGAAAACGGCAAAAGUUCUGGUCCUGGUGGUUCAAUCUACCGUGUCUCCGCUGAUGUCGUAUCUGGCAAGGGAGAUGUGCACUCUUCGAAGCGCAAUCCAGAAUAUUGA